UAUUCGGAUCGUUUCUGAUUUCUGUUCCUCGAAAAAGUAUGGCAGAAGAAUAUAUAUUUUUCAAAGUUGUGAUGUUAGGCGAUUCCAACGUUGGAAAAUCAACCCUUUUGUCGCGGUUCACGACGGAUGAGUUCGAAACUGAAUCAAAGUCUACAAUUGGUAUUGAGUGGCUGACACGAUAUGGUAACAUUGACAACAAGAACAUCAAGGUCCAAUUUUGGGACACCAAUGGUCGAGAACGGCCGUUGGCAAAACAUUACUACAACGAUGCCACAGUGGCUUUAAUAGUGUACGACAUUACGAAUCACACAUCAUACAAGAAUGUGGAAGGAUGGUUGAAAGAGCUCCGUGAGCAGACGACUGAUCCCAAUAUCCUUACCGUCAUCGUAGGCAAUAAGUCUGAUCGUGGUCACCUCCGAGCUGUCUCAGAAGAGGAAGUUAUGUCUUUUGCGGUGAAAGAAAAUGUCUGUUACGGAGAGAUAUCCACUCUUAAUGAAAAUCAAGUUCGAGAAAUUUUUAUGAAUUCCAUCAUUGAAGCUGUGAGACGAAAAGGUCACUACGGUAUAAUUAGCCUCAAUAAUUGCAUCAAAGUUAACCGAAGUGGCUGAUUCCAUUAAGUUCAUAAAAACAAUACUUAUUCCUUAUCAAAUUGAUUGAUGUUUGAGGAAAAAAAAUAUUUAUCAAAUUAUUCAAUAAACUCUUAAA
Messenger RNA from Camelina sativa (false flax), 705 nucleotides. Lineage: Eukaryota; Viridiplantae; Streptophyta; Magnoliopsida; Brassicales; Brassicaceae. The record is from RefSeq and is a predicted model, not a curated record.